AUGGCGGGCAUCCUGUUUGAGGAUAUUUUUGAUGUGAAAGACAUUGAACCAGAGGGUAAAAAGUUUGACCUAGUAUCUCUACUGCAUUGUGAGAGUGAAUCUUUCAAGAAGGACCUCAUUUUAGAUGUAAACAUUCAGAUUUACCCUGUGGACUUGGGUGACAAGUUCCAAUUGGUCAUAGCAAGUACCUUGUAUGAAGUUGGUACCCUGGAUGAUGGGGAAUACAAUCCCACAGAUGUCAAACCUUCCAGGGCUGACCAGUUUGAGUAUGUAAUGUACAGGAAGGUGUACAAGAUUGAGGGGGAUGAAAUGUCUACUGAAGCAGCAACACACCUCUCUGCCUACAUGUCCUAUGGUGGCCUGCUCAUGAAACUGCAGGGUGACACCAACAACCUGCAUGGAUUUGAGGUGGAUUCCAGAGUUUAUCUGCUGAUGAAGAAACUGGCCUUCUGA
Molecule: messenger RNA, 453 nt
Organism: Sciurus carolinensis (gray squirrel)
Lineage: Eukaryota; Metazoa; Chordata; Mammalia; Rodentia; Sciuridae
Product: DNA-directed RNA polymerases I, II, and III subunit RPABC3-like
Exons: 1
Coding region: 1-453 (150 amino acids)
Biological process (GO): DNA-templated transcription
Cellular component (GO): RNA polymerase I complex; RNA polymerase II, core complex; RNA polymerase III complex
Molecular function (GO): DNA-directed RNA polymerase activity
Source: RefSeq, a predicted model, not a curated record